AUUGAUAUUGUCAGGAGAAAAGAUAUGUUGAUCACCUCAAUUUACUAUUCGCAGGCUAUUUUGGACGCACCCGAGCAACAGCUUACCUUAAACGAGAUCUACUCCUGGUUUAUUCACAAGUUUGCUUACUUCAGGAGAAACGCGGCCACAUGGAAGAACGCUGUACGCCAUAACUUGUCUCUUCACAAAUGUUUUGUGAGGAAAGAGAACGUGAAGGGAGCUGUGUGGAUUGUGGACGAAGACGAGUACAUGAAACGACGGCCCCAGUCGAAGGUCAUCCAUAGCACCUCCAGGAUGAUGAAACAGGAACGAGACCGCCUGAUGCAACAAGGAGCCUUAGGGGGACUCCCCACACAGGUAAACCUGCUUCCUGUAGCGGCUUCCAAUUCCAAUACACCCAGUGAGGAUGAAGGCUCUGGACAGGAUGACAUCCGCAAAAGGGGUUCGGAGUCGGACACUGGGGACGAAAUGCCGGCCCAAAAGCGCCGAACUCUGAGAGACGGAGAGGAGGUGGAGGGCGUGGUCAGUGGUAUCACUAAACUGGUGGAGUUUUGCUCUAAAGAUAUCAAUAGCCAACUCUCUCAGUCUCAAGUACAAGUUAAGCUAGAGCCUCCAGAAGACGGACCAAUCAUAGCGCUGAACGGUGACAGUGAGCCUGGAGACGACCAUUACGAUUCUACAGGCGUGAACGGAGACAGCUUCAUGGAGACUGGGGUGAGCGAGGAUGAAGUUAGGCAGUGGUAAGAUGUAUUAGCAGUUGGUGACUGUUAGUCGCAAGCCCAUCAGUCGCUGUCUGUGGAAGAGGGGUGGGGGAAAUGGUAGUUUAGGGCAAAGUUUCUUUUCCUGGGAGUGAUUGAGUCCGUGAUGUUCGUCCUGGAGUUCUGUGGUUUCGUCGUGCCAAGCUGGCAUGACGCAAGUGAUUAAUGGUUAACUGCACAGUCACACGAGCCUUCUUGUCUUUACUCACCCAGUUCAUAACUAGUGUACAGAUGGUAGGCACAUGUAACAUGACUGUGAUGUUAUAUAGAGUCGUAAAAUCUCAUGGACUGAAGAGUAUAGAUACACAAAUGAUGAAUUAUAAACAAUGGUAUUUACUAUAACUAUACACGGCCAAAUGAAACAGAUAAUGAUACCGUGCUGAUGAUGGUGACGGUGACGAUGACGACGACGAUA
Messenger RNA from Orbicella faveolata, 1173 nucleotides. RefSeq lists its product as uncharacterized. Gene Ontology annotation, cellular component: nucleus. Gene Ontology annotation, molecular function: RNA polymerase II cis-regulatory region sequence-specific DNA binding; DNA-binding transcription factor activity, RNA polymerase II-specific. The record is from RefSeq and is a predicted model, not a curated record. Gene Ontology annotation, biological process: regulation of transcription by RNA polymerase II. Lineage: Eukaryota; Metazoa; Cnidaria; Anthozoa; Scleractinia; Merulinidae.